AUGGCCCUUUUUAAGGCCGCAGGAUUUGCAGGCGCGGGACUUGCUGGCGCGGGACAGACUGCUGCUGGACAAGCUUUUGCAAAACAAGCUACCGCCGGACUCGCUGGUGCAGGACUUGCUGGCGCUAGACUUGUUAGUGCAGGACAAGUUGCUGCUGUACAAGCUGCCGCUAGACAAGCCGCUGCUGGACAAGUUGGUGCAGGACUAGUUGGUGCAAGCCUUGCUGGAGCUGGACUUACUGGUGCAGGACAAGGUUUCAUGGGUCAAGCUGCCAUGGGACACGCUGGCGCGGGACUUGCAGGCGUAGGAUUUGUUGGCGCUGGACUUACUGGUGCACAAGCUGUCGCUAAACAAGCUGCUGCUGGACAAGCUAGUGCAAGAUUCGCUGACGCAGGACUCGCUGGUGCAGGACUUGCUGGAGCAGGACUCGUUGGUACCAGACUUGCUGGUGCAGGACAGAGCUUUAUGGGUCAAGCUGCUAUGGGACAAGCUGGUGCAGAAUUCGGUGGCGCAGAACUUGUUGGAGCUGGUCUUGCUGGAGCGGGACUCGCUGGUGCAGGACUUGCUGGUGCAGGACAGGGCUUCAUGGGUCAAGCUGCCAUGAGACAAACUGGUAUAGGACUUGCUGGAACGGGACUCGCUAGUGCAGGAUUCGUUAGUGCAGGACUCGCUGGCGCGGAAUUCGCUGGACAGACUGCCGCAGGACAGGCAACUGCUGCACAAGCUGCCGCUACACAGGAUGCCUUUGGGCAGGCUGGCGCAGGAUUUGCUGGUGUGGGAAUCACUGGUGCAGGACUCGCUGGCGCGGGAUUUGCUGGACAGGUUGCUGCUGCACAAACUGCCGCUAGACAAGCUGCCGCUGCACAGGGUAACUUUGGGCAGGCUGGCGCAGGAUUUGCUGGUGCGGGACUCGCUGGUGCAAGACUUGCUAGCGCGGGAUUUGCUGGACAGGCUGCUGCUGCACAAGCUGCCGCUAGACAAGCUGCCGCUGCACAGGCUGCUGCUGCACAAGCUGCCGCUAGACAAGCUGCUACUGCACAAAGUACUUUUGGGCAGGUUGGCGCAGGAUUUGCUGAUGCGGGACUCGCUGGUGCAGGACUUGCUGGCGCGGAAUUUGCUGAACAGGCUGCUGUUGCACAAGCUGCCACUGCACAAGCUGCUUUUGGACAGGCUGGCGCAGGAUUAGCUGGUGCAGGACUUGCUGGUGCGGGACUCGCUAACGCAGGAUUCUCUGGACAGACUGCCGCGAGACAAGCUGCUGCUGUACAAGCUGCCGCUAGACAAACUGCCGCUGCACAGGCUGCCUUUAGACAAGCUGGCGCAGGAUUCGCUGGCGCAAGAUUUGCUGGCGCAGGACUCGCUAACGCGGAAUUCGCUAAACAGGCUGCUGCUGCACAAGCUGCCGCUAGACAAGCUGCUGCACAAGCUGCCGCUAGACAAGCUGCUGCUUUACAUGCUGCCGCUGGACAGAGCUUCAUGGGAGUAGCUGCCGCUAGACAAGCUGCUGCUGGGCAGACUUUUACGGGACAUGCGCAAUUUAUGAGACUUGCUGGCGCUGGUCAAGCUGUUGCUGGAAGAGCUGUAGCAUUUAGAAUGACUUUCUAA
This is a messenger RNA of Solenopsis invicta (red fire ant), 1605 nucleotides long. Its product is annotated as spidroin-1-like. NCBI's taxonomy places the organism in Eukaryota, Metazoa, Arthropoda, Insecta, Hymenoptera, Formicidae. The transcript is spliced from 2 exons. Bases 1 to 1605 code for a protein of 534 amino acids. The record is from RefSeq and is a predicted model, not a curated record.